GGAUACGGAUGGGGCAAAUUUUGCAGGUACCCUACCCGUUGCCAUCCCUACUAAACCCCCACCUUCACCUGGUAAAAUCUCCCCUGUUCUUCCCGGCCUUCCCGCCACUUCUCACGCCUCUGUUGCUCUCGCGCGCGCUUUCUCUCUCUCUCCAGUUGCUUCUUCACAGAGCCUUCUUUCCUCUCUCUCCCCCUCAUCCUAAGAUGCUGUGGGUGGACAAGUACCGGCCAAGAACCCUAGACAAGGUCAUUGUCCACGAAGAGAUCGCCGGAAACCUCAAGAAGCUGAUUUCGGAGCAGGACUGCCCCCAUCUUCUGUUUUAUGGGCCGCCAGGUUCGGGCAAGAAAACCCUAAUCAUGGCCUUGCUCAAGCAAAUGUUUGGCCCCGGAGCUGAGAAGGUGAAGUUGGAGAACAAGAUGUGGAAGAUCGAUGCCGGAACUCGGAAAAUUGAACUUGAGUUGACGAUGUUAUCGAGCACCCAUCACGUGGAGCUGAACCCCAGUGAUGCAGGCUUUCAAGAUAGGUACAUUGUUCAGGAGAUUAUUAAGGAAAUGGCAAGGAACAGACCUAUAGAUACUAAAGGCAAAAAGGGAUACAAAGUGCUCGUGCUGAAUGAAGUUGACAAGCUCUCAAGAGAAGCUCAACAUUCUCUCCGGAGAACAAUGGAGAAAUAUAGUGCAUCGUGCCGGUUAAUCUUAUGUUGCAACAGCUCUUCAAAAGUAACUGAGGCUGUUAGAUCCCGCUGUCUGAACAUACGGGUGAAUGCACCUACUGAAGAACAG
Messenger RNA from Elaeis guineensis (African oil palm), 782 nucleotides. Lineage: Eukaryota; Viridiplantae; Streptophyta; Magnoliopsida; Arecales; Arecaceae. The record is from RefSeq and is a predicted model, not a curated record.